Messenger RNA from Zalophus californianus (California sea lion), 2065 nucleotides. It is a transcript of the gene MPP4, whose product is annotated as membrane palmitoylated protein 4. Gene Ontology annotation, cellular component: adherens junction; plasma membrane. Lineage: Eukaryota; Metazoa; Chordata; Mammalia; Carnivora; Otariidae. Bases 1 to 1971 code for a protein of 656 amino acids. The record is from RefSeq and is a predicted model, not a curated record. Gene Ontology annotation, molecular function: protein binding. The transcript has 23 exons.
AUGCCUCUUGCCAUUGUGAUUGCUGCCACGAAGAGCUGUAGGGCUGAAUUCCAUCCAAAAGCUUGGGCAGGAAGGAUACAGUCAGACAGAGGAGCAGAUCCACUGGACAAGGAGGACAUGAAACCCUCUACAGCAACCAAUCCGGAGAAUGGUCUCUCCCAGAUCCUGAGGCUUGUGCUGCGAGAGCUGAAUCUGUUCUACAGCCGAGAUGUGAAUGGAGUGUGUCUCCUAUAUGAUCUUCUCCAUUCCCCGUGGCUGCAGGCUCUGCUAAAGGUUUAUGAUUGUCUCCAGGGAUUUAAAGAAAAGAAACUUGUUCCUGCCACAACUCAUGCACAGACAUUAUCCUGUGAGGUAGUAGGGAUAUUACGUGAAACUCCUAAAUCCCCUGAGAUCCAAGAGCUGAAACAAAUCCUCCAGGAUCCACACUUUAAGGCCUUGCUCAGUGCCCAUGACACCGUGGCUCAGAAAGAUUUUGAACCCCUUCUCCCCCCAUUGCCAGACAAUAUCCCUGAGAGUGAGGAAGCAAUGAGGAUUGUUUGUUUGGUGAAAAACCAACAGCCCCUGGGAGCUACCAUCAAGCGCCAUGAGAUGACAGGGGACAUCCUGGUGGCCAGAGUCAUCCAUGGUGGGCUGGCUGAGAGGAGUGGGCUGUUAUAUGCUGGAGACAAACUGGUGGAAGUGAAUGGAGUUUCAGUUGAGGGACUGGAUCCUGAGCAAGUGAUCCAUAUUCUGGCCAUGUCUCGCGGCACAAUAAUGUUCAAGGUGGUUCCAGUUUCUGCCCCUCCUGUUAAUAGCCAGAAGAUGGUGUACGUUCGUGCCAUGACCGAGUACUGGCCCCAGGAAGAUCCCACCAUACCCUGCAUGGACGCAGGGUUGCCUUUCCAGAAGGGGGACAUCCUUCAGAUUGUGGACCAGAACGAUGCCCUCUGGUGGCAGGCCCGGAAAAUCUCAGACCUUGGUACCUGUGCUGGACUAAUUCCUUCUAACCACCUUCUGAAGAGGAAGCAACGGGAGUUCUGGUGGUCUCAGUCAUACCAGCCUCACACCGGUCUCAAAUCCACCAUAUCAAUUUCUAUGGAAGAAGAGGAUGACAUGAAGAUUGAUGAGAAGUGUGUGGAAGCAGAUGAAGAAACAUUUGAAUCUGAGGAGCUUUCAGAAGACAAGGAGGAAUUUGUUGGCUCUGGCCAGAAGUUCUUUAUCGCUGGCUUCCGCCGCAGCAUGCGCCUUUGUCGCCGCAAGUCCCACCUGGGCCAGAUGCGCUCCCGGCUGUGCGGCCCCAGCGCGCCGGGCGCGCCGUACGAGGAGGUGGUCAGGUACCAGCGCGGCCCGUCCGAUAGGCACCGCCUCAUCGUGCUCGUGGGACCUUCCGGUGUUGGAGUCAAUGAACUGAGAAGACAACUUAUUGAACUUAAUCCUAAGCAUUUCCAAAGUGCUGUGCCACAUACUACUCGCUCCAAAAAGAGCUAUGAAAUGGAUGGACGUGAGUAUCACUAUGUGUCAAAGGAAGCAUUUGAAAGCCUCGUGUAUAGUCACAGGAUGCUCGAGUAUGGUGAGUACAAAGGCCACCUGUAUGGCACCAGUGUGGAUGCUGUUCAAACGGUCCUUGAUGAAGGAAAGAUCUGUGUCAUGGACUUAGAGCCUCAGGGUAUUCAAGUAGCUCGAACCCAGGAACUAAAGCCUUAUGUCAUAUUCAUAAAGCCAUCUAACAUGAGUUGUAUGAAGCAAUCUCGGAAAAAUGCCAAGAUCAUUACAGACUACUUUGUGGACAUGAAGUUCAAGGAUGAAGAUCUACAAGAGAUGGAGGAUUUAGCCCAAAAAAUGGAGGCACAGUUUGGCCAGUUUUUUGAUCAUGUGAUUGUGAAUGACAACUUGCAAGAUGCAUGUGCCCAGUUGUUGUCUGCUGUUCAGAAGGCUCAGGAGGAGCCUCAGUGGGUACCAGCACCAUGGGUUUCCUCGGAUAGUGAGUGUUAAGGAAGCCUCCUGCUUAGUGCCGGAGUUUUAAUAAUACCCAUCUGUAACAGAGCUCUGGAAUAACAGCUGCAAAGCAAAACAACAGUAUUUGCUC